Molecule: messenger RNA, 2177 nt
Organism: Populus euphratica (Euphrates poplar)
Lineage: Eukaryota; Viridiplantae; Streptophyta; Magnoliopsida; Malpighiales; Salicaceae
Product: S-adenosyl-L-methionine-dependent methyltransferases superfamily protein
Exons: 8
Coding region: 204-2033 (609 amino acids)
Cellular component (GO): cytoplasm; endosome; trans-Golgi network
Molecular function (GO): methyltransferase activity
Source: RefSeq, a predicted model, not a curated record
CAAGAAUCUUCGAAGACUGCACAAGUCACAACACAAGGUUGAAGAACUAGAAGUAGCCAGUCAGUCAGCCAGCCAGACAGUCAGUCCAGUCUUAUGUCCGGUUUUCUUGCUUUACUCAAACCCCGCGAAAAUCUCCUCCACUGCUAAAAAUAUCUCGUCUCCUUGACGAACUGAAUUCGACGGCUCCGAUAUUUUCUUCAGAAAUGAAGCAAAAAAACGAAAAGCUUUACACUGCCAAGCAAAUAACCUCUGCUCUGAUCGCCUUCAUUUUUCUUCUGGGCUUGCUCUGUUUGUACUAUGGAUCUUCUUUUGUUCCUGCUCUCUCCAGAUCUGACGGCGAACAUGACGGAACGGAUCCUGUUCUCGGCGGGAAUACCCGGGAUUUGGAUGAUUUGUUCGAGGACCAAGAACAUAACCCAGAAGUCCCCAAAAGCAUUCCUAUCUGUGAUAUAAAGCACUCAGAGUUGAUACCAUGUUUGGAUAGAAACCUUAUCUACCAAUUGAAAUUGAAGCCAAAUUUGACUUUAAUGGAGCAUUAUGAAAGGCAUUGCCCCCCUCCGGAGCGGCGUUUUAAUUGUCUAAUACCACCUCCUAUUGGUUACAAGAUCCCUAUAAGGUGGCCGGAGAGUAGAGAUGAGGUUUGGAAAGCAAAUAUACCUCAUACACAUCUCGCGCAAGAGAAGUCGGAUCAGAAUUGGAUGGUAGUGAAUGGGGAGAAGAUAAAUUUUCCUGGUGGAGGAACCCAUUUUCAUGAUGGAGCAAAUAAGUACAUUGUUUCUCUUGCUAGGAUGCUUAAAUUUCCCAACGAUAAACUUCACAAUGGUGGGAAUAUCCGAAAUGUUCUUGACGUUGGUUGUGGAGUUGCAAGUUUUGGAGCUUAUCUUCUUUCCCAUAGCAUAAUAGCUAUGUCCAUUGCACCUAAUGAUGUACAUGAGAAUCAAAUACAGUUUGCGCUGGAGAGAGGAAUUCCUUCAACUCUUGGUGUCUUAGGCACUAAAAGACUUCCUUAUCCAAGCAGAUCAUUCGAACUGGCUCAUUGUUCUCGAUGCCGUAUUGAUUGGCUCCAGAGAGAUGGAAUCCUCUUGUUAGAACUUGAUAGAUUACUAAGACCUGGAGGGUACUUUGCCUACUCCUCUCCUGAAGCCUAUGCACUUGAUCCAGAAAAUCGAAGGAUCUGGAAUGCAAUGCAUGACCUUUUAAGAAGAAUGUGUUGGAGGGUUGCUGUGAAGAAAGAUCAGACUGUUAUUUGGCAAAAACCAUUGGGUAAUGGCUGUUACUUGAAGAGGGAUCCUGGGACACAGCCCCCACUAUGCAGCACUGGUGAUGACCCAGAUGCAACUUGGAAUGUACACAUGAAGGCCUGCAUAGCCCCCUACCCAGGAAGGAUGCACAAGGAAAGAGGAAGCGGGCUAGUUCCUUGGCCAAAGAGGCUUACUGCAGCACCCCCUCGGUUGGAAGACAUUGGCGUCAGUCCUGAACAAUUCCAUGAAGACACUAACAUUUGGCAAUUUAGAGUGAAUGAGUACUGGAAGCAGAUGAAAUCUGUUGUACGGAAGAGUUACUUCAGAAAUGUCAUGGAUAUGAACUCAAACCUUGGGGGUUUUGGUGCUGCUCUCAAAGAUACAGAUGUCUGGGUGAUGAACGUUGCUCCAGUCAACAUGUCUGCUAGAUUAAAGAUCAUUUACGAUCGUGGCUUAAUUGGAACAGUUCAUGAUUGGUGUGAAGCAUUUUCUACAUACCCACGUACAUACGAUCUUCUUCAUGCCUGGGGGGUAUUUUCUGAGAUUCAGGAGCAUGGGUGCAGUGUGGAGGAUCUAUUAAUUGAAAUGGAUCGGAUUCUAAGGCCUGAUGGGUUUGUCAUAAUAAGAGACAAGCCCUUAAUUAUAAAUUAUAUCCGAAAAUUUGUGAUUGCCUUAAGGUGGGAUCGUUGGUUAUCAGAGGUUGAACCAAGGAGUGAUGCUCUCUCCUUGAGUGAAGAACGAGUUUUGAUUGCAAGAAAAAAGUUAUGGAGUGAAGGCGUUUCAGCAAUGUGAACAUGAUGACAAAGGUGUUCAGCUGCAUGUUUGGAAGUUUUUAACCAACCAAGAACGUAUGGGAAGCCAGGCCCUGUCUUCUGUCAUCAUUUUUAGAGUAAGAUUCUCUAUCGGCUGCAAAGGAGACGAAACCACGAGACAGAU